GUUAAAUUGAUGUGGGGAGUGAGAGUGAGGUGGCAUGGAAGGCUCCUCCACCGGCGCGGGCAUGCGCCCCGACGAUUCAUCGCCUUCCUCCGGCGGCGCAGAGCCUACAUAUGUCUCCCCCAAUUCUUCCAACACGGCCGACUCGACGCGCCGCCACGGGCCCUCCGGCCCGCCUUCGAUGCCUGGUGCCGCCUGCGAGACCGUCUUCCGCCUGCUCUGCCCAUCGGACAAAAUCGGAAGCGUGGUUGGCAAGGGGGGUGCUGUUAUCCGGCAGAUCCAGAAGGAUACCGGUACUUGGGUCCAAAUUGAGGAUCCCGUUCUUGGAUCCGAUGACCGCGUCGUCCGCGUUGUUGCGGACGCUAUUCUGCGCCGGAGGAGGGAAGGGGGAGUCGCAGACAGUGAAGAAGAGGCAUCGCCAGCUCAGCAGGCGCUUGUUAAGGUUUUUGAACUGAUAUUGAGGGGAGAGGAAGGUGAAGGUGGGGACAAGGAGCUCCAAGGAACGGCUUCUUGUCGGCUGCUGGCUCCAGGUAGCCAUGUGGGGUGUGUGCUUGGUAAAGGGGGUAAGAUUGUGGAGAAAAUCCGCCUGGAGAGCGGUGCGAAGAUUAGGGUUUUUCCCAUGGAAUCGGUGCCGCCUUGCGCCGUUGCGGGAGAUGAACUGAUUCAGAUAUCUGGGAGUUUCCUUGCUGUGAAGAAAGCACUUCUAGCUGUUUCUAGUUGUCUGCAGGAUAACAUCAGGGCAGAUGCAACUACAUUUUCAACCCCCAAACCGUAUACCGGGAGCUUGCAAGGACCUAUCCCUCAUGCACCAUUAGACUCAUUUCCUCAAAGAGGUUACUUGGUCAGUCCGCAUGGCUUUGAUUAUCAACACAAGGCUUAUUCAUCUAACCCAACCCUGGAUAAUAAUUUAUCUGGUCUGAGGAAGCUUCCUGAAGAAGAGAUUUCUUUUAGAUUGUUAUGCACAAAUGAUAAAGUUGGCAGCGUUAUUGGCAAAUCUGGCGCUAUCGUGCGAUCUCUGCAAAAUGAAACUGGAGCAGCGAUAAAAGUCAUUGAUGCUGUUGGUGAUUCUGAUGAUAGAAUUAUUUUGAUCUCUGCACACGAGAGUUAUGAGUUGAAGCACUCCCCAGCGCAAGAUGCUGUCCUCCGUGUUCAUUCCAGGCUUGCAGAGGCAUUCACGGACAAAGGAUUAGUUUCUGCCAGGCUUCUUGUGCCUGCACAGCAGAUUGGUUGUUUGCUUGGCAAAGGUGGAUCCAUUAUUGCUGAAAUGAGGCGAAUGACAGGAGCUAAUAUCAAAAUUUUUAUGAAGGAACAAGUCCCAAGGUGCGCUCAACCAAAAGAUGAGCUUGUUCAGGUGAGUGGCAGUUUUCAGUCUGUCAGGGAGGCAUUGAUUCAUAUCACAAACAGAAUUCGGGAGUCUUUCUUUCCACCAAAGCAUUAUCCAUAUAUCGGCAUGUCUCAGCACCAUUCUGUUGUACUGGAAAUGCCUCCUAUUAUGCCAAGAAAUGAUGCACCUCCAGUUCGGUAUGCUGCCGUUGGUUUUCCUCGUGUUCUGGAUCCUUCAAUUGAAUCUACAAGAAACCUUCCUGCCUCUUCACCAAAGUUAUGGACUCAUAAGAGUGGAGACCCUGAUGGACUUGCUGCGGGAAGUGCAACUCAAGCUGCCAUUUCACCAAACAGAACUGUGACUAUUGCAGUUCCUGAACACUAUAUGGGAUUUGUGCAUGGGGAGAGUGAUGAUAAUCUAGCCCUUAUUAGAGAGGUAUCUGGAGCCAACGUGACAAUCCAUGAUCCAAAACCGGGAACACAUGAAGGAACCGUUGUUAUAUCGGGAUCUCAAAAACAGACUCGCACUGCCCAAGGCCUUCUCCAUGCCUUCAUCCUUAAUGAAUUAUAGUAAUCUACUUCUCCUUAUACUACAGCAGGAGUGCAGGACUACCAAAGCCUACAACAUGCUUUAGCUCCUAGGGAGAAGCUGCUCUUUUUGUUCAUCUGUUUAUUUUUUUCCUUCCUUUUGAUGUUGUUGUAACGGUUGAAUGUUUAUAUAUAUAUCUUUAAUAGCAAGCUUUCAGGGAACCAA
This is a messenger RNA of Phalaenopsis equestris, 2074 nucleotides long. Its product is annotated as KH domain-containing protein HEN4-like. The coding region runs from base 35 to 1891 and encodes 618 amino acids. Gene Ontology annotation, biological process: regulation of gene expression. Lineage: Eukaryota; Viridiplantae; Streptophyta; Magnoliopsida; Asparagales; Orchidaceae. The record is from RefSeq and is a predicted model, not a curated record. The transcript has 7 exons. Gene Ontology annotation, molecular function: mRNA binding. Gene Ontology annotation, cellular component: cytoplasm; nucleus.